AUGGCCAGCGGCGCUCGGCCAGCCUUGCCGGGCGGUCACGAGCUUGGCGACCAGCUGUACUACACGGGCUCGAGCCAGACGUUUGAGAGUGGCAAUAAGCUCACGCACGGCCAGUCGGGCGAGGUCGUCGGCCCCGCGACCGGCAAGCACCAAGGCAACGGCCUGCAAAUGUUGUUUCCAGGGAACAAAGGCUCCAUAAACUGCUCUCUGCUCAGGCUCAGCCGCGAGGAGCCGCCGCCUCUGCCGGGCGGGAACAAAGGCUCCAUAAACUGCUAUCUGCCCCAGCUCAGCCUCGAGAAGCCGCCGCCUCUGCCGGGCGGUCACGAGCUUGGCGACCAGCUGUACUACGCGGGCUCGAACCAGACGUUUGAGAGUGGCGAUAAGCUCGUGCACGGCCAGUCGGGCGAGGUCGUCGGCCCCGCGACCGAUUUUCACCAAGGCAACGGCCUGCAAAUGCUGUUUCCAGGGAACAAAGGGCACGUAGACUGCUAUCUGCCCCAGCUUAGCCGCGAGAAGCCGCCGCCUCUGCCGGGCGGUCACGAGCUUGGCGACCAGCUGUACUGGACGGGCUCGAGCCAUUCGUUUGAGAGUGGCAAUAAGCUCACGCACGGCCAGCAGGGCGAGGUCGUCGGCCCUGCGACCGGCGAGCACCAAGGCAACGGCCUGAAGAUGCGGGGCGGCAAGCGCUUUUCAGGCGAUGUCAAGGUUGUCUGCCCCCUCACCAGCGGCGGGGAGCAUGGUCGGAACGGCGCUUUUGUCGCCUUCGGCAACACCGAGGCGUUCUACCGGAACAUGGCUCAGCCGCGAGGAGCCGCCGCCUCUGCCGGGCGGUCACGAGACCGGCGACCGUACUGGACGGGCUCGAGCCAUUCGUUUGAGAGUGGCGAUACGCUCACGCACGGCCAGCAGGGCGAGGUCGUCGGCCCCGCGACCGGCGCGCACCAAGGCAACGGCCUGCAGGUGCUGUUUCCAGGGAACAAAGGCUCCAUAAACUGCUAUCUGCCCCAGCUCAGCCUCGAGAAGCCGCCGCCUCUGCCGGGCGGUCACGAGCUUGGCGACCAGCUGUACUACGCGGGCUCGAACCAGACGUUUGAGAGUGGCGAUAAGCUCGUGCACGGCCAGUCGGGCGAGGUCGUCGGCCCCGCGACCGAUUUUCACCAAGGCAACGGCCUGCAAAUGCUGUUUCCAGGGAACAAAGGGCACGUAGACUGCUAUCUGCCCCAGCUUAGCCGCGAGAAGCCGCCGCCUCUGCCGGGCGGUCACGAGCUUGGCGACCAGCUGUACUGGACGGGCUCGAGCCAUUCGUUUGAGAGUGGCAAUAAGCUCACGCACGGCCAGCAGGGCGAGGUCGUCGGCCCUGCGACCGGCGAGCACCAAGGCAACGGCCUGAAGAUGCGGUUUCCAGGGAACAAAGACUCCAUAAACUGCUCUCUGCUCAGGCUCAGCCGCGAGAAGCCGCCGCCUCUGCCGGGCGGUCACGAGCCCGGCGACCAGCUGUACUACGCGGGCUCGAACCAGUCGUUCAAGUCUGGAAACAAGCUCGUGCACGGCCAGCAGGGCGAGGUCGUCGGCCCCGCGACCUGCGAGCACCAAGGCAACGGCCUGAAGAUGCGGUUUCCAGGGAACAAAGACUCCAUAAACUGCGCUCUGCCCCAGCUCAGCAUCGAAAAGCCGCCGCCGUUUCCCGGCGGUCACGAGAUUGGCGACCGGCUGUACUGGACGGGCUCGAACCAGUCGUUUGAGAGUGGCGAUACGAUCGUGCACGGCCAGCAGGGCGAGGUCGUCGGCCCCGCGACCGGCGAGCACCAAGGCAAUGGCCUGCAGCUUCUCUUCCCAGGGAACAAAGGCUGGAUAGAAUGCGGACUCGCCUCGCUGUCCCACGAGCUGAGCCUGCCCGGUGGCUUCAGAGUGGGAGAGGAGCUCUACUUUAUUGGCGGCGGGUUCGUCGACGAGCAGGGGGACAAGGCCGUGUUUGGCUGCCGAGGAUCGGUCACUGGCCCAGCCCGCAACGGCGACGCUGACGCUGUUUCCAUGUCUUUCUCCGGCAACCGAGGGGACGUGCACUGCCGGGCCGAAGAGCUCAGCCGCGAGCCGGCGCCCUCGCUUCCCGGCGGCUUCGUUCUCGGCGAGCAUCUCUACUUCACCGGAGAGGACCAGAUCGUCGGGCGCGGCAUCCUCGUGCGCGGCUCGCGUGGUGAGGUGGUGGGCCUGGGUUUGGAGCCGGACAGCCUCGCGAUGCGCUUUUCGAACAAGGUCUUGUUUUCCGGUAACCAGCCGGUCAACAUCGCCUCCCUGAGCCGUGACGAUCCGUGCGCCGUGUCGUCCGUGCCCGAGAAUGUAUUGCGAGCGCGCCGAGCGCUUGCCGCGCGCAGGGAGGAGCAGGAGCGGGCUGCGGCAGCGGCGGCGUCGCAGACGGCAGAGGACAUUGCAGCGGAGGCAGAGCGGCGGCAGCAGCUGGCGGCGGAGCUCCUGGAGGAGGAAGCUGCGGCCAGGGCUCCGCCUCCACUUCAGGAGGCGGGACGGAGGAGGAGGAGGAAGAAGAAGCAGAGCGGCUUUCGCGGGUCGAAGAGCAGCGCAACCGAAGGAGCAGAGGGAUCGGCUGACUGCGGCGACUCCACCACCUCAAGGGCGGCGCCAGCGCGCGAGUCGGCUUCAGAGAGCGACGAGGAGGAGCGCGUGACGCCAGCCGAGGAGGCGCGACGGGCGGAGGAGUCGGAGCGGGCGGCGCAGCGAGAGAGGCAGGCGAGGCUGCUCGAGGCAGCGCGGCGGGAGAGGGAGGAGCGUUUGGAGAGGGAGGCUAGGGCCGAGGCCGCGGCCGCGGCUGCGGCGGAGAGCGAGGCUCGCGGCAGGCGACAGCAGGCGGCGCGAGCGGCGGAGGAGGAGCGGAAGCGAGCAGCGCGGGCGGCGCUGGUGGACGAGAUGGAGGCGCAGGCGCGGCAGGAGGAGGCGGCGCGGGCCGGGGCACAGCUGAGGACGACGCAGGCUGAGCAGUCCAGCACGCGCUCGGCGAUCGAGCAGGCGCUCUCCCAGGCUAGGUCAGACGCGGCGGCGGCGAGGGUUCGCGAGGCGACGGCGGGGUCAGAGGCGGAACGGGCGAGGUCAGAGGCGGAACGGGCGAGGUUAGAGGCGGAGGCGGCGAGGGCGAGGGAGCAAGAGGCGAGGGGGCGGAAGGAGGCGGCGACGGCAGAGGCGGAGGCGGCGACGGCACGCGAGGAGGCGCUCACCAUGCGACUCGCGGCGCUCGAGCUAGGACCUCCACCGGCCGCCCCGCCACCGGCAACCGCAAACAACGCUGUGGGGGGAGGCGUCGGAGGCACCUUCCACGGCGCCACGCUGCCGCAGAAGGUCUCGCGGAUCUGUGCGCAUUUGGGGCUGGACGCGCGCUCCUCGCUCUCUGCGGCGGUGGCGGCGGCGAACGAGAGCACAGGGGUCGCCGCUGAGGGAGGGCUUCUGCAGCAGGUGGACCGGCUGAUCGCGCUGCUGUUUUGGGAGCCGCAGGGGAGCGCUCCGGAGGUGAGGUAA
Messenger RNA from Emiliania huxleyi CCMP1516, 3522 nucleotides. RefSeq lists its product as hypothetical. Lineage: Eukaryota; Haptophyta; Isochrysidales; Noelaerhabdaceae. Bases 1 to 3522 code for a protein of 1173 amino acids. The transcript has 4 exons. The record is from RefSeq and is a predicted model, not a curated record.